Messenger RNA from Amphibalanus amphitrite, 3480 nucleotides. RefSeq names its product ectonucleoside triphosphate diphosphohydrolase 7-like. The transcript has 11 exons. The record is from RefSeq and is a predicted model, not a curated record. Gene Ontology annotation, cellular component: membrane. The coding region runs from base 266 to 2134 and encodes 622 amino acids. Gene Ontology annotation, molecular function: nucleoside diphosphate phosphatase activity. Lineage: Eukaryota; Metazoa; Arthropoda; Thecostraca; Balanomorpha; Balanidae. Gene Ontology annotation, biological process: nucleoside diphosphate catabolic process.
GGACACCAUUUGGCGGCCGAUGCGCAUUCCACAUUAUAGAGUUCAGUGGGGUGAAUUCAUAACAAACGAACAGCUGUCGUGGUGUGGUGGGGUUGUCGUUGUCGCUCUCCGCGGCGGCUGGCGGAAUACCUAUAAUGGAAAUUUAGAACGGAAAUAUCCUUUGCUUAGAUCUUAACCAUGCAUCAAAACGAAUCUGCUGGAUUUGGUCAAGAGCAACCAACCUCAACCCAUUUCUGAAAACGCCACUUAUUGCAGUCAAAUCAAAAUGAUGCCAAGGAUAAAUGUACCAUGUCUGAGUGGCAUGCUCAGCCAGCGACUUCAGGGACUGCUGAAGGCUACAGCACCCAUUUGGACGCCGGUUCUCACCACACUGACGCUGCUCAUCUGUACAAUUCUUCUGGUCACUCAUACACUGGCCACCAUCCAUAGCUAUCAAGGCUACUGGUCCGAGAGUCGCUCGCCGCUGGCCGCCGAGGGGCUCGGCUACGCGAUAGUGAUCGACGCCGGCAGCUCGGGCAGCCGGGCGCACAUCUACGUGUGGCCCCCGCACACGGGCAACCGGAAGGACCUGCUCAACAUCCAGCCGCUGCGGGACCACAGCGGACAGCCGCGCGUCCACAUGAUCACUCCCGGUCUGUCCUCCCUCCGGUUCACCCCCGAGCGGGCCGGCGACUACGUGCGACCCCUUCUCGACUACGCCGCCACCCACAUCCCGGCCGAGAAACACCGCGAGACGUCGCUCUACAUCAUGGCCACGGCCGGCAUGAGGCUGCUCUCCAAAGACACCCAGACGGCCAUUAUCGAGAACCUGCACCGGGCCAUCGGACGGCGAUACCAGUUUCUGCUGGCCGAGAACAACAUCCAGGUCAUCUCGGGCCGCGAGGAGGGCAUCUACCAGUGGAUCGCCAUCAACUUCGCACUGGGACGGUUCCGUCACGGCCACGACGGGCCGACGGUGACGGUGGAGACGGUCUCUGACCAGCCCAUCCGCCGGCUGGAGACGGUCGGAGCGCUCGACAUGGGCGGCGCCUCCAUGCAGAUCGGCUUCGAGAUCACAUCCGCCGAGCAGCUCAAGGCACUGGAGGGAAAGGUCCACCGUGCCUCGAUGGCCACUAUCAACCUGGGCUGCGCCGACCACGACCGGGAGCACACGUACCGCGUCUACGUCACGACUUUCCUGGGCUACGGCGCCAAUGAGGCCUACCGGCGUCACAGCGAGGCCGUCCGGGCCAGGUACACCAACACCACUCGCCGGCUGUACGACCCGUGUCUGGUCCGUGAUUUCACCGAGCCCCCUCCGGUGGUGCGUAACACCACAGCGUGCGCCGCCGCCGCCGCCACCGCCGCCACUUCUUCCAGUCAGUCGGCACCGGCGACCAACAGCUCAGCGGCCAGCGCCCACUCGGGCCCGGCCGGCUCCAACUGCACCAUUCCGGUGGUCGGCACCGGCGACUGGGGCCUCUGCGAGCAGAUGGUCCGCCGACAGAUCGUCGAGGAGCGCAUCACCCGGCUGUGUGAGGUGGCGCCCCCCGAGGGCUGCACGCGCACUCUGGUGCCGCCGCCCGUCAACCUAACCAAUGUCGAGUUCUACGGGUUCUCUGAGUUCUGGUACUCGAUGGAGGACACGCUGCGCAGCGGCGGCCAGUACAGCUACAGCCGCUUCAGCCAGACGGCCAAGGACUACUGCGCCACCUCGUGGCCCACGCUGCUGCGCCGGCGCGGUGAGGGCCUCUACGGCACCUCGGACGACGAGCGGCUGGCGCGCCAGUGCUUCAAGUCGGUGUACCUGACGGCGGCGCUGCACACGGGCCUGGGCCUGCCGCGCUCCUACGGCGGCCUGACGUCGACCGCCAGCGUGGUGCGCGGCCGGGUAUCCACCUGGACCCUGGGUGCGCUGCUCUUCAAACUGCGCUUCCUGCCAGUCAGGUCGGUGGAGGCGGCCACGUUCUCCUCGUUCCCGGCCGGCCCGUACGGCAUCUGGGGCUCCCAGUACCUGCUGCUCGCCUGCGUGCUCGUCGUGCUCGGCGUGCUGCUGCUGUACGCGCUGCGACUGCGCCGGCUGCGGCGCGGCCGGCCGCGCGCCCGUCUCCUCUCCGAGCACGAGCCCAUGCUGCUGGGGGUGAGCGUCAGCUGACGGCUGUCGGCCGUGUGACCCCCCCCCCCCCCCCCGGCGGCAGCUCCGUCAGAGUGGCGGGCUGACCGCUCCGCCGGGCACUGCACACGAAUCUGCACGCUUUAACGCGCCACUCACCGAAACCGAUAGUAUUCAUCUGUAUUCCUAGGUAGGGUGGACAGAAGGCGGCAUUAGUUCAGCUGUAUUGGCGCUAACUACUUACGCCUUUCAGAUAGCUGCUAGUGUCUUCCCAAUCGGUAGCGCGUUUUGAUUGAUGGCUGGACGCCCGGGCGGCAGGAGUGGCGACUGUAGGCAAAUGUAGAUGCGUCGCUACUGUCCCUCUGAGAAGCGUCUUUUUAGCUGCCGGGCUGACAAAGUCUUGGGGUAAUCAAAUAAUGUCGAUGUAGUUGUUAUUGCGCCUUGCGCAACUCCUAGAGUUCACACGUUGGUGACACGUCGUGUAUUGACAUCACUGUUAGCACAAGUUACUUGCGUGAGGUCCAAAGAACUAUGCCACAUGGCCUGUUUUUAAAUACGGCCAUCCGUAUCUGACGCAGACAUAAUAAUUGAUGCUUAAUUAUUGACCACGUUCCUGUUGGAAUGACCACCGUGCGGAUUGCGCUGGAUAAUGCACAUCCGUGUAUUUAUUUUAACUUAAAAGGACUGGGUGAUCUGCCUUUUCGUGUGUGAUCUGAUAGUGAUACGUAUAGGUACUGGAGCCAAGCGAUAUUUGGCUGCGGUUUUAUAUUAUUAGAGCUCUGUUUGGUGUAUGAGGUUUCUACGAGCCGGGUGGCUUUGGACUUGUGUGAGUAUGUGUGUCUGCACAGCGGUGAGGUGGUUAGGUGACUUUUAGAUGUGUGGGAGAAACAGGUGACUUUUAGAUGUGUGGGAGAAACAAUCAUGUGUGUUAUACUGAUUCACUUGCGAAUGCGAUACGAGCAACGCGAUAGUGCAACAUGGAGACUGCCGUGUGUGUAAAUGCGCGUUUUCCGGCCCCAUGCGAACCUUCCCGUGGCGAUAGACCGUUCGCCGAGCUGCACAGGGGCGGCGUGGCAGCAGCCUUCGCCGAUCGGUGCAAUACCCAACCAUCGUACUGUGAUCGCACAACUUACUGCAGACAACGAAAGAACAAUUUUAUAUAUUGUGUGAUGGUGGUGUUUCCGCGGAUACUGGGCGUGCGACACGAUGUGUGUGUGUGACUCUGCAAGAUGUUGCGUGUGGGUGUCGACUGGAGCGCUGGUGCUGUCGCGGUCUGGGUGCCCCGAUGUUGCGGCGCCCUUGGCCGCGUUGUGACACUGUCCUCAGCCGUAUAGACGCUGCUGCCUGUUCACAUCCUGGGCUUUCUUGGAAUAUAGGUGCUACGGAGA